This is a messenger RNA of Fragaria vesca subsp. vesca, 1513 nucleotides long. Its product is annotated as probable beta-1,3-galactosyltransferase 11-like. Gene Ontology annotation, molecular function: hexosyltransferase activity. NCBI's taxonomy places the organism in Eukaryota, Viridiplantae, Streptophyta, Magnoliopsida, Rosales, Rosaceae. Bases 163 to 1188 code for a protein of 341 amino acids. Gene Ontology annotation, cellular component: Golgi membrane. The record is from RefSeq and is a predicted model, not a curated record. The transcript is spliced from 12 exons.
GUUACUAUUCAUUUACAACGUCUUUCUCAUUCAUCUCCUCCGUCUUGGCUUCUUCUAGCUCAGAGUCACACCUCGAUCAACCUCUCCGAUCCCACUGACCAUUCAAAUUCCGUCCAUCCUCGCCUGAACUGAAGAAACAAGCUCUCUCCGUUCCUCCAAACCAUGCAUAGCCGGCCGUCGCAGACCCGGCUAUUGCCUCUCCAGUCCAGAAUUUCACUUCUCCUGCUCGCCAUGCUCUCUACCAUGGCCGCAAUUUACGUCGCCGGCCGUAUGUGGCAGGAUGCUGAAGCUAGGGUUCAUUUGAUUCAGGAACUUGAUAAAACAAAUAGUCAGGUUCACACUGCUAUAUCGGUAGACGAUACGCUUAAGAUUAUAGCUUGCAGGGAGCAACAGAAGAAGUUGUCCGCCGUGGAGACAGAACUGGCUGCAGCAAGGAAAGAAGGCUUUGUUCCGAAGAGCUUGGUGGAGAAUGAGAAGGCUAAUUAUUCUAGGAAGAGGAUUCUAGCAGUUAUAGGGAUUUUUACGACGUUUGGCCGCAAGAAAAAUAGGGAGGCAAUUCGUAUGGCGUGGAUGCCUACUGGUGCAGCAAUGAAAAAAGUGGCAGAUGAAAAGGGCAUUGUUGUGCGGUUUGUAAUUGGAAGAAGCCCAAAUCGUGGAGACAGUUUGGACAAGCAAAUCGACAGUGAAAGUAGGCAGACCAAAGACUUCAUUGUUCUUGAUGGUCAACUAGAGGCAUCUGAGGAGGCUUCGAAAAAGAUGAAAUCAUUCGUUACUCAUGCUGUAGAGAGCUGGGAUGCUGAGUUUUAUGUGAAGGUUAAUGAUGAUGUUUUUGUUAAUAUUGAUGUCCUUGGAGCAACACUAACUACAUAUUUGAAUAAGCCUCGUGUCUACAUUGGGUGCAUGAAAUCAGGCGAAGUUUUCUCUGAACCGACUCACAAGUGGUAUGAACCAGACUGGUGGAAAUUUGGUGAUGCAAAAUCAUACCCUACACAUGCAUCUGGUGAAAUUUAUGCCAUUUCCAGAGCAUUAGCUCAAUUUUUAUCAAUAAAUAGAUCUAUUCUUCGUACUUAUGCUCAUGAUGAUGUUAGUGCUGGAUCAUGGUUUAUUGGGCUUGACGUGGAGCACAUUAAUGAGCGAAAGUUUUGCUGCUCCGCCUUGGUUCCAGGAGCAAUCUGUACAGCUGUGUGAUAUAUCUUGCCUCACGAUAUUGUUCUAUAAAAGAAAGGGAAGGCUACUCAUAUACAGCUCAUAUUUCUAUCUCAUUGUUGACUAGACGAUUCAAGCAAGCAUACAAGCAUUAUUUUUUCCAGGCAGAAAGUUGAUACAAUCAAAGUUCAUAGAUUAGAUAUUGAAGAGGUUAUACGAAGAUUGUUCCUAUGUGCAGCUGGCCAGAGUUCCCUUAUAACCCCUGGAGGCCAACAACAUUUCACUGAUUUUACAUUUUCCAUCUCUAGAAUUUGUAGGAAAGGAUUACAUUUCUUUAGUUAUAAUUUGCUAGAACAUUUUUUCGAUU